This is a messenger RNA of Lactuca sativa (garden lettuce), 1284 nucleotides long. Its product is annotated as carbonic anhydrase 2. Gene Ontology annotation, biological process: carbon utilization. Gene Ontology annotation, molecular function: zinc ion binding; carbonate dehydratase activity. The record is from RefSeq and is a predicted model, not a curated record. Lineage: Eukaryota; Viridiplantae; Streptophyta; Magnoliopsida; Asterales; Asteraceae.
ACGGAAGCCUAAACGUGUGUGGUCUGGCCUGUUCUUCAUCCCCUCGUCUCCAUCAGCACAGCUGAUCUGAAUUUGAAGCAGCGAUCAAAUGUUCAACUUUACAACGACAAGGUUUUAAUGCAAAUCAAGUACUCCACAUGAUCCACCGACAUCAUAACCACAAUCAUCCGCUUAUGAUUUCAUUGUUUCUUUACGUUCUCUUUCAUCAAAGAGUACCGAUUGUCUGAUCAUUUCGCUCUCUGGAUUUUUUAUCACUCAUCAACAUAUCUAUCAGAAUUUCGUCAAGUUCGUAAGGAGAAGAGAUGACGGAAGAGUAUUCAUACGACGACGCCAUUGAAGGACUGAAGCAGCUUCUCAGUGAGAAAAGCGAGCUUGAAACCAUCGCCGCCGCGAAAAUCAAGCAACUAACGGCUGAUCUGGAGGCGGCCUCUACCAAAGCCGUUAACCCGGUAGAGAGGAUAAAGACCGGAUUUGCUCAUUUUAAGACAGAGAAAUAUGAAAAGAACCCAGAUUUAUAUGAAGAGCUAUGCAAAGGACAAAGUCCCAAGUUCAUGGUAUUUGCGUGCUCAGAUUCUCGGGUUUGUCCCUCACACAUCUUAGAUUUCCAACCAGGUGAAGCGUUUAUGGUUCGAAACAUUGCAAACAUGGUCCCUCAAUAUGACAAGAUAAAGUACUCGGGAGUGGGGGCAGCUCUUGAAUAUGCGGUAGUGCAUCUUAAGGUGGAAAAUAUUCUAGUAAUGGGACACAGCUGCUGUGGCGGGAUUAAAGGACUCAUGUCUAUCCCGGACGACGGGACAACACAUUCUGACUUCAUAGAGGAUUGGGUAAAGAUAUGUGACAUUGCUAAAACCAAGGUGAAAGCAGAAUUCGGCGAUUUGGAUAUUGCAGAACUAUGCACCCACUGUGAGAAGGAGGCUGUGAAUGUUUCCCUAGGGAACUUACUGACUUACCCUUUCAUUAAAGCAGCAGUGUUGAAUAGAUCACUUUCGCUACAGGGAGGAUACUACAACUUCCUCAAGGGUAGUUUCGACUUUUGGUGUCUUGGUCAUGCUAUUUCACCCUCUCUUUCUCUAUGAGUGUUUUCUUUUUCUUAUAUCCAAUGUUUCCAAUAAUAUGUAUAUUUAAACUAGAAAAAGAUAAGGCCAAAUAAAUCCAUGACAUGACAUGACCUGACCUACCCCUAAACUAAACUACUAAUGUAAGGGUCUUCUGUCUUCAUGAAUUUAUAUAUAUUAGACACAAAUCAAAUGUGACAAUUAAUAUGUUUGAUGUUUUGUUUGUUUA